This is a messenger RNA of Pogona vitticeps (central bearded dragon), 2248 nucleotides long. It is a transcript of the gene GRWD1, whose product is annotated as glutamate rich WD repeat containing 1. Gene Ontology annotation, cellular component: nucleolus. The record is from RefSeq and is a predicted model, not a curated record. Gene Ontology annotation, biological process: ribosome biogenesis. Gene Ontology annotation, molecular function: protein binding. Lineage: Eukaryota; Metazoa; Chordata; Lepidosauria; Squamata; Agamidae.
UUCAAAGAGACAUAGCCGGAAGUGAGGGCUGCUGAAGCCAGAGCAUGCGUGGCUUGUGCCCCUUAGUAAGAUGGAGGACUCAAGCACAUGGGACGUGGGUAGUAGCAGUAGUUCUAGCAGUUGUGAUGAGGAGGCAGCCGAUAUGGAAGUGGGGGAAGAAGGGCAAGAGGAAAAGAAGGAGCAGGUGAAGGCUCGAGGGGGAACCUACGUUCCAGGGAAGGGUCCCCCUCCAGCGCCUGGAGAAGAAUUGGUCAUGGAUGAAGGCGCCUAUCGGCUCUACCAUCGGGCGGGUACAGGUGCUCCUUGCUUGAGCUUUGAUAUUUUGCGAGAUGCCCUCGGAGAGAAUCAAACCACCUAUCCACUCUCCCUCCUUCUCUGUGCUGGGACUCAGGCUGAAAGCGCCCAGGCCAAUAGGCUCAUGGUGAUGAAGAUGCACAAUCUCCAUGGGACCAAACAAGGUGACAAGGAUUCUUUGGAAUCGGAAAGCAGCAGCGACAGUGAAGAUGAUGAAGAUGACGAAGAGAAGAAACCCCAGCUGGAACUGGCUAUGGUUCCCCACUAUGGGGGCAUUAACAGAGUUCGGGUGACAGAGCUCAAUGAAUCACCGAUCGUCGCGGUUUGGUCUGAGAAGGGGCAAGUGAGCAUCUAUGAUCUACGGCGCCCCCUAGCAGCUGUGUCCGACUCACAAGCCAUGGCAGUUUUUCUACGAGAGGAGCAGGCCAAGAUUAAACCCAUCUUCUCAUUCUCAGGGCAUAUGACAGAGGGGUUUGCUAUGGACUGGUCCCCUAAGAAACCAGGUACUCUUCUGACAGGCGACUGCAACAAAAAUAUUCAUUUGUGGACACCCAAGGAGGAUGGCUCAUGGUUUGUAGACCAGCGGCCUUUUACAGCCCACACUGCAUCUGUGGAAGACCUGCAGUGGUCCCCGAAUGAAGCUACGGUUUUUGCUUCUUGUUCAGCGGAUGCUUCCAUUCGGAUCUGGGAUAUACGGGCAGCACCUGGAAAAGCUUGCAUGCUUACUACCAACCAGGCACACGAUGCAGAUGUCAAUGUUAUCAGCUGGAACCGGAACGAGCCCUUCAUUGUUAGUGGUGGCGAUGAUGGAGCCCUAAAGAUCUGGGACCUGCGGCAAUUCCAGAAGGGCUUAGCUGUGGCCACCUUCAAGCAGCACACGGCGCCCAUCACAUCCGUUGAAUGGCACCCUACCGACAGUGGCGUGUUUGCAGCCUCUGGGGCAGACGACCAGGUGACUCAAUGGGACCUGGCAGUCGAGCGCGACGGGGCAAGUGAGGCCGAAGAUCCAGCUUUGGCCUCCAUCCCACCCCAACUACUGUUUAUUCACCAAGGAGAGAGUGACAUUAAGGAACUGCAUUGGCACCCACAGUGCCCUGGCACCCUCAUCACCACAGCUUUGUCUGGUUUCAACAUCUUUCGAACCAUCAGUGUCUGAGGAGAAAGCUGCCAAGAUGGCUGCUGUCCCGAAGUCCUCUCAGCUUUCUGCUGGGGCAGCCUAUAACCUCCUGUUCACAGUUGCCUCCUUCAAGUGGACUGCUUCUUCUCCUUCCAAAGACCUUCUGAUCUAAAUGAAGUAAUUAUUUCUACUUUGGGAGUACAAGUCUGUAUAACUCGCCCCAGACUAAGCUGUGCAGUCUCUUGAUGAGGUUAUCCCCCCUUUCCUCUUCUCCAAUUAAUGGAUGACAAUGAUCUGAAAAACCUCUUAUCUACACUAAUUUCAUAGAGUUCUUUCUUAAUUCCUGUGAGCAAUGUGGAUGACUCAGCCCUCGGUCAAGCACUGUUAUUCUGCUGUGCAGGGGCAGAGUUAGAAAAUGGGGAAGGUGCGUCUUUCCACAUGUGGUAUUGUAACUCCCAUCGGCCCCUUUCAGGAUGGCUGCUGGGAACUGUUGUCUUAACAGCUGAAAGGCACUGUUUCCCCUGCUAGAGAUUAGGACUUGAACCAACCGUUUGGUAUAAUUUAUGAAACUGUUAGGUCCUGCCUCUGAUGCUUCAGUGGAAGUGGAACCUAGCCCUUUUGGAAGAUGAAGAGUUUGCAAAGAAGUAUAUGUUCCACUAAAUGUAAAUUAUUUUAUUUUUAAAAAUUCUCUAAUCAAUUCUGCUCCUGACUAUUCUUAUUUUGUAUCUGCACAGUGGAUAGAGCACUCUUAGUCUGCUGGUUUUGCCACAACUCAGAAAUCUGGGGACAGGGUUUCACCAGAUGAGCUAAUCUGAUUUAAGGAAUGUAUCUUUUUUA